This is a messenger RNA of Ixodes scapularis (black-legged tick), 5107 nucleotides long. RefSeq names its product band 4.1-like protein 4. The coding region runs from base 553 to 3447 and encodes 964 amino acids. The transcript is spliced from 27 exons. The record is from RefSeq and is a predicted model, not a curated record. Gene Ontology annotation, cellular component: cytoskeleton. Lineage: Eukaryota; Metazoa; Arthropoda; Arachnida; Ixodida; Ixodidae.
CUUCUGAAAACAGGUAUGGCAGCCUCUUGCCGCUUUUCAAGCGCACAAAGACGGAGCCGUCGUAAAGACGCGAGAGAGGGAGGGGGAAAGAAAAAAGACCGCCUCCGAAGAAGAGGCGUCGUUCAAAGCGAGAGACCACUCGACCACUCCGUGCAAGGUGGAGGUACGCCAGAAAACAACAGGUCCCUGCUCCUGCCGCGAGGGUAGAGACACACACAAAAAAAACGACCGAUUGUUCCACCAGACCCGCAUCUCCCGUCUCUGAAAGAGACGCCGAAGAUAUCGACGAUGUCCGAGGAUCGUAUCCUGGUGCUGUCUUGACCGCUCCACAGGAUUCAUCUGUACCGUGGUUCGGCAGCAUUCCGGAGAGCAUUUUUGAGUGUCAACACGAUCAACCCUGCUCUCUCUUCCUGUUUUUCGUUGGUUUGGUGUUUUAUUAUUUUAUUUUUUGAAGUUUCUUCGCUCGCCUGAAGACCAAGCAUCGAAGAGUGUCGUGAAGGUGGAGGCCUGUGUGAAAGAUUGUGCUACCGGUGGAGCGGAGUGUCAGUCGUCAUGAAGUGCUUCGGGGAAAAACCGAAAACUUUUCACUGCAAAGUGGUUCUGUUGGACGACACCGAACUCAUCCAGGAGAUUCAGAACACGUCCCGGGGUCAGGACCUUCUGGAGGUUGUCCAUAAGCACCUGAACCUGCUGGAGACGGCCUACUUUGGGCUCCGCUUCGUGGAUAACCUGGGACAAACGCACUGGCUGGACCCGACCAAGAAGAUCUACAAGCAAAUGAAAGGGGUGAACACGUUCACAUUCUACUUCGGGGUGAAGUUCUACGCACCAGACCCUUGCAAGCUUCUCGAGGAGAUCACAAGGUACCAGUUUUUCCUUCAAGUCAAGCAAGAUAUCUACCAUGGUAGACUACCUGUGGCUUUCGACCUUGCUGCCGAGCUCUUUGCACUGGCCAUUCAGUCCGAACUCGGAGACUACGAGCCCCGGCGGCAUCAGCCCGGCUACGCAUCAGAGCUGCGCUUCCUCACGAACCAGACUCCCGAGCUGGAGGAAAAGGUGGCCGAUCUUCACAGGGGACUGAGGGGUCAAGUGCCGGCCACGGCAGAGAUGAACUUCUUGGACAAAGUCAAGUGGCUAGACAUGUAUGGCGUCGACCUGCAUCAAGUCAUUGGCGAAGACCACACCGAGUACUUCUUGGGGCUCACUCCGAGCGGUGUCAUGGUUUUGCGGAACAAGAGCAAAGUUGGAAACUAUUACUGGCCCCGCAUCACCAAAGUCUACCACAAGGGAUGCUACUUCAUGCUUCAAGUUCGUGGCAAAACGAACGACGACAGCACUUACGGGUUCGAGCUGCCGACAAAGCAGUCCUGCAAGCAUCUUUGGAAGUGCUGCGUCGAUCAUCACUCCUUCUUCAGGUUGACGCAGUCGUCCGAAAACCCCAUCGCCUCCAACAAGUUUUUCGGGUUGGGAGGCAAGCUCAGAGUGAGCACACGAAGACAACGUGGAAUUCCCGAAGGUUUCACGGUGCAGCCACGCCAACAGCCCGCAUUCACUCGGGUUCCGAGUAGACGGUACCAGAGGCGGCUAGGUCAACCCGAUGGUGCUGACGCCGGCACGCAGCUCAAGGAAGACGAGAAGCAGACGACGGACCACAGGGCGGGGAGCAACUCGGCACACCUGCCCCUCUUGUCGCCCUCGACACCAUCCAUGUACCGCAGCGUCUCCGUCCCGUCGGCACUUCCGGUGUCGACGCAGCAACAUCCCGUGUCGGCGCCUGUUCCACCGUGGGAAGAUCCAAAACAGAGGGGGUUGUACUCGAGCUCGACCAAUCCAUCUCCCCGAUCGAUGCGGAGCUCAGGGUCGAGACACUCCCACUGCCGGUCUUCGUCCAACGACGGAGGAGACUCCAAGAGACGACGACAUCGUAGUCGGAGAGGUUCCGACAAUGAGAGCGAGGUCUCAAAAUCAUCGCGGGGCUCGCGGACUUCCAAAUGCUCCAAAGGAAGCAGUGGUGGCUGCAGGCAUAGCUGUCACUCAAGGGACAGCGGGAGCGAGUCUGAUCACCACCACCACCACCGCCACAAACACCGUCAUCACCGCCGAAACAGGUCGUACGAGCUGGUGGACUCGGAGGCUCAGUGGAAGGAAGUCCAGAAACAGCAGCAGGAGAACACGUUCAAACGUCCGCAGAACGCGGUUGUUCGUGACCUGUCCAGUCGGAAGAGCGGAUAUGUCCAGUCCGGCAUGGAGACGGAGUCGGAGGCCUUGUACGCCCAUAGGAGAAAAAACAGAAGGCACCGUUCUCGCUCAAAGUCUCCCGACGUCAAGAGGACCAUUCCAGAAGAUGUGAAAAAGCACAUUGAGAGGUAUCACUUGGUAGACCCCGACGCACUAACAGAAGAAGAGAAAAAAGACAUCAAAUACACCAAAGUUGAGACAGACUCUAGGCUGUUCAAGAUCCGAUAUUCCCCGACGGCUGGUAGGCCCAACUACAGGAUGGCCAAGGUCUCUUCCAGCAAGACCACUAGAGACCAAAAGGGCAGCCAACACGACGAAGAAGACGGGCCCCCUCCUCCCUACACGACCGUUCACUCGUCCCCAGCGAGCCGCCCUUCGACCACGGGCGCAGCCUCCACGCCGCAGCAACUUUCCGAAGCCGCGGGAAGUGUCCUUUCCUACGAACCUUCCCCAAACCUGCCCAGAGAAAGAGACACCUUUCCCCGGCCCCUGAUGACACCGCCAUCUGCUAUCAACGCUCUGGCGUCGUCUGCUUCCAACGGCCUGGUGUCAUCCGCCACCAGGGGGCAGCUGUCGUCCGGUGAACCUGGGUUCAAGAGUCACGACUCUCGUGACCCUCGCAUCGAGUCGCAACUCUCGAGGCUCGCGUCAAGGGUUGCGACCCCGCCGUCUGCCUCUACCGAUGGCUCGGUUCCGUCGUCUGCUACCAACGGUUUCUCGUCGUCCGUGACGCACGGGUCGGCACUGUCUGCCUACCCGCCCAACGGAAAGUUGCCAGUCUUCACAUCGAGGGCAUCUUCAACAACGAACCUGCUGGCGCCAUCGACGACGGUGUCCGGCUGUAUGACCACCCUCGCAAACGGAGGCAUCUCUUACAAGUCCACGGCUGUCAGGCACACCGCACCUUUUUCCCUCAAUGAAACGUCUGAUCUGCCCGUGAAUGGAAAUUCACGUUUGGCAUUGACAGGCAUACACCAGACACCUUCCGGAGUACGGUAUGGCGGUUGUGGAGAGACUAAUGGCAUCCACGAGCUGUCGACACCAGCGACAAAUCCCGGACCACGCGUCAGCUUUCAGACCCCUGCCGUUGCAGGUUACUCUAAGGCAUACUCAUCGCCAUUUUCUUGGAGCCAAAGGCCAAACGUCGGAGACUGCAUUCCAAAAAGUCCGGCGAUGGCGGGCUGUCACGAAAUGAGCACGGAACUGUGACGUCUGGACCUCGCGUAAAAAUGUGAAAAAAGAAAGCGGCUCACCAAAACGACUUGGAUGGACAAAAUUUCAUCCCCACCGAAGCCGGAGUUUGUGCGUCCAUGAACCUUGAAACUCCGCGAAAAAAAGUUGGAUGUUCAAGACUAUGCGGAGAGCAAGUCUUCCGCUUCCAAAACACAGACACGGCCUUCUGACGCCACCAUGACCCCCGCAAAAAAAGCAGACGAACUUGCACUCCGCAUGGCCACCGACAAGACGAGAAUGGCAGGGUGUGUUAUUCAAACGCCCGGAGUCCGGCACGCACUCGUCGCCUUUCGCCGUGCUUUGGCUAUGCACGGAGCCUCGAGAUUCGUAAGACGCCAAAGUGUUACCCAAAGUGGGAUGCUUGCACUGGAGGUGGGGCAACUGAAACAUCCACCCCUUCUGUUUUAUCGGUCCAACAGGUCUGCAAGUCUACUCGCCAAUCGAGAAAUCGGCGUAGGGUAUAAUCCCGUUGCGAGAUUUAUCCUGUUGAUGCAUUAAACAAAUUGCUACAACCGGGUGGUCCCGAGGCCUAACACUGCAGCUCGUACUGCCAUUUUCGCCGGUCGUGUGUUGCGUCCUAGGCUUUGCGGUGUGCGACGUCAAACCGUAAACUUCUGCAAUAGAAGCCACUCGGCGUACGUUUUAAGUCUCGAGUCAGUCGUUCGAGGUUUAUUAACCGGUAGUGCCGUUGGUGGUAACGCUGUUCUGUACUAAUGUGUAGUUAUUGUGCAUUUUGACUCCUUAUGAUUAAUUAUAUACUUGAAUCUGUCCAUAGAUCUUUUAAAUACAUUUUUCAGACUUGACAUCUGGUUGCAGAUCAUUCGCUGUCGACAGUUAUCCGAGGCCACGUUCAAGAAAGUACUUUCCGUACCAUAAGUGUUUGCAAGUGCUGCCUUAAGGUCAGACAUUUGCAAGUGAAUAUGACCGACCGCGGUACUACCGUUUAUUGCUGUUUAUGACGAACUGGUUGCUAUGGCAACAAAGGUCUGUGCAAUGCGUCGUGGUAGAACGCAAGGCAUCUUAAUGCAGUCAGCUAUGCUCAAAUUUAAAGGUCUUAACCAGCCUCUACAGGCUACUGCAGCAUCUCACUGAUUUGCAUUGCUCAGAUAAUAUGAUUUUCUGAUGUACAGAACCUUGUGUAAUAGGACAGUACAGUCAACUGGCAACUAGUUGAGAGAAAUGUUGGAGUUGGAUAGGUCAGAUGUGGCCAAGUGCCUGACUGCCAAAUGUAAAUCAGAAACUGCUUUAUGUAUGUAUGUAAAAUAUGAGUGCCACAAUACCUUUUCAGCCAAGUGUUUCUUUUGCAUGUAUACAUAUACCAAGCCUCGCUAACAAGGUUUGUUUGCUAACGAAUGAUGCGUCGCUCCUCUGAAUGAAAUAAAAACAUUGCAUCAAAGGAGCUACAAAGCUUUGUCAUAAAAAUAGCGAAUGCACGUGCAUACUGAACUAUUCAAUCAGCGUUUCGUAUCGUCCCGUCUUUGGUCUCGGGUUCUGAACAUACAGUGGUUUAUAUACAACCCCCAACAGCCUCACAAAAUAUUUGUCAGUUCUGCAGAAAUGUGAAAUACUAUCUUAUCCUUCCAAAAUUAUUUUUGUUUAGCGCCUAAUAAAAACAAACUAAAACAGACAGUAUAUU